GAUCGUCGCCGUGCUGGCGCGCUAUGGCUUUUGGCGCGAGUGUGGACGCCUGCACCAUGGCGGUCGCCGAUACAGCUUUGGGGUCGUUGGUAAAGGGCCUGUACGACGUGCAGGCUUUCAAGUUUGGGAACUUCGUGCUGAAGAGCGGGCUCUCUUCUCCCGUCUACGUAGAUCUGCGGGGCAUCGUGUCUCGACCACGUCUUCUGAGUCAGGUUGCAGAACUUCUAUUUCAAACUGCCAAAAAUGCGGGGAUCAAUUUUGACACUGUCUGUGGAGUCCCUUACACAGCUUUACCAUUGGCUACAGUUUUCUGUUCAACUAACCAAAUCCCAAUGCUCAUUAGAAGAAAAGAAACAAAGGAUUACGGUACUAAACGUCUUGUAGAAGGGACUAUUAAUCCAGGAGAAAACUGUUUGAUCAUUGAAGAUGUCGUUACCAGUGGAUCUAGUGUUUUGGAAACUGUUGAGGUUCUUCAGAAGGAGGGCUUGAAGGUCACGGAUGUCAUCGUGCUGCUGGACAGAGAGCAAGGAGGCAAGGAUAAGCUGCAGGCACAUGGGCUUCAUCUCCACUCAGUGUGUACAUUGUCCAAAGUGCUGGAGAUUCUUGAGCAACAGAAAAAAAUUGAUGCUGAGAUGGUUGAGAGAGUGAAGAAAUUUAUUCAAGAGAAUGUUUUUGUGGCAGCUGGUCAGAAUGGUUCUCUCCCGUCUAUAAAGAAAGCACCCGAAGAACUCAGCUUUGGUGCACGUGCAGAGCUGCCCGGGAUCCACCCAGUUGCAUCCAAGUUGCUCAGGCUUAUGCAAAAAAAGGAGACCAAUCUGUGUCUGUCUGCUGACAUUUCGGAGUCCAGAGAGCUGUUGCAGCUAGCGGAUGCGUUAGGACCCAGCAUCUGCAUGCUCAAGACUCACGUAGAUAUUUUGAAUGAUUUUACUCUGGAUGUGAUGAAGGAGUUAACAGCUCUGGCAAAACACCAUGAGUUCUUAAUAUUUGAAGACCGGAAAUUUGCGGACAUAGGAAACACAGUAAAAAAGCAGUAUGAAGGUGGUGUCUUUAAAAUAGCUUCCUGGGCAGAUGUAGUCAAUGCUCAUGUGGUGCCAGGCUCAGGAGUUGUGAAAGGCCUGCAAGAAGUUGGCCUGUCUCUGCACCGGGGGUGCCUGCUCAUUGCGGAAAUGAGCUCCGCCGGCUCCUUGGCCACUGGGAACUACACUAAAGCAGCGGUUAGAAUGGCUGAGGAGCAUUCUGAAUUUGUGUUUGGUUUUAUUUCUGGCUCCCGAGUAAGCAUGAAACCAGAAUUUCUUCACUUGACUCCUGGAGUUCAGUUAGAAGCAGGAGGUGAUAAUCUCGGCCAGCAGUACAAUAGCCCACAAGAAAUUAUUGGCAAACGAGGUUCUGACAUUAUCAUUGUGGGCCGGGGUAUAAUAGCAUCAGCCAAUCGCCUGGAAGCAGCGGAGACGUACAGAAAAGCUGCCUGGGAAGCCUAUUUGAGUAGACUUGGUGUCUGAGUGUCAGAUACUUUCUGUGAAGGCCUUGAAGACCCACUGUCUCCUGAGAUGCAUUGGCUGGAUAACGCGCAGCCUUUUAUACUGCCCGGAUUCCUCCGUGGGUCCUGUGUUGGAGUGACUUCUAGAGUUACCCAUCAUGCUUAGGAUCUACUGAACAGCUGUAAUCACUGCAUUAGUUUUCAGGCAUUCUUUAGUGAGACUGGUGUUGGCGAAGCAGUCACAGUCCUGUCUGGUAAAGUCUUCCGCAUUUGAGGAUUCCCCCAUCCACUCCCCAUCUUUAGAUCAGGCUUUUUGAUUCUUUUAGUUGCUGUGGCACAACUAAAAGUCCUCUUUUAGGACAUAAAGAGUACAGCAUUUAGGACAUCAGAAUACAACAUUUCUUGUGUUCUUUAUUUUAUGUCUAAUGUGAUGCCCAUACAAUAUUAAAAUAUUAGUUCUUGUCCUCUUAAAAGUGAUAGUCCAGGUAUCCAAAUGGUGCUGGUUCUCAGAACUGCCACUAUUCACUCACCGAGGGGAGCAAGGUGGGGAAGUGGAAAGCUGACCAAUGCCUGGCUUUCGUUUCAGCAGAGGGUUUCUGACUCUUCUCCCAGCAGCAGUGGCCCUGUGCUGAGAUCCAGGCACAGCUUCCUUUUGGCUUGUUUGGUUACAAAUGGACAAGCUGCUCCUUCACUUAUGUAAAAAGGCAGCAGCGUCAGGAGGUGAGGUUACAGUUGGAGGUUUGCUUCAAAAUCCUACAUAAUUGUCCCAACUGUCCUUGACAAGAGGGAAGUCAGACUUCACUAGAAAUAAGGAAAAAGAAGCUCAGCAACAGAGCUGAUAUUGUCCACGUCUCGGUUUCUACCACCUUUGCUCACAGGCCCCACCGUCACACACGUGGCAUCACCAGUUAGGCAGCCCUCUCAGUCACGUCCCAAAGGCACUGCAGUCAGACCUCGAUUCUAAAACGUCUCACAUCUCAAACACUGCCUCUCAAGCUGACAACCCUUUCGUGCUGAGCCCUGUAUGAUCAGUCACGUGUCUCUCAGGAGACAAAGGAGGAGACGCUCAAGAGCUUACUGCUGUUAACAUCUCAGGAUAUUGUGCUGUGAAUGUUCUGGUUUUUUGCUUUUGUUGCUGCUUAUUAAAUUUUCACUAUUUACUGUA
Molecule: messenger RNA, 2642 nt
Organism: Myotis davidii
Lineage: Eukaryota; Metazoa; Chordata; Mammalia; Chiroptera; Vespertilionidae
Gene: UMPS
Product: uridine monophosphate synthetase
Exons: 6
Coding region: 24-1499 (491 amino acids)
Biological process (GO): 'de novo' pyrimidine nucleobase biosynthetic process; 'de novo' UMP biosynthetic process
Molecular function (GO): orotate phosphoribosyltransferase activity; orotidine-5'-phosphate decarboxylase activity
Source: RefSeq, a predicted model, not a curated record